Histoplasma mississippiense is the source of this 327-nucleotide messenger RNA. RefSeq names its product cytochrome c. The transcript has 5 exons. Gene Ontology annotation, biological process: mitochondrial electron transport, ubiquinol to cytochrome c; mitochondrial electron transport, cytochrome c to oxygen. Gene Ontology annotation, cellular component: mitochondrial intermembrane space. Gene Ontology annotation, molecular function: electron transfer activity; heme binding. NCBI's taxonomy places the organism in Eukaryota, Fungi, Ascomycota, Eurotiomycetes, Onygenales, Ajellomycetaceae. The record is from RefSeq and is a predicted model, not a curated record. The coding region runs from base 1 to 327 and encodes 108 amino acids.
AUGAGCUUCUCUGCUGGUGACUCUGCUAAGGGUGCUAACCUCUUCAAGACGCGCUGCGCUCAAUGCCACACUCUUGAGGAAGGCGGUGCCAACAAGAUUGGUCCCAAUUUGCACGGACUUUUCGGCCGCAAGAGUGGUCAGGUCGAGGGCUUCUCCUAUACAGAUGCCAACAAGUCGAAGGGCGUAGUUUGGAAUGAGGAGACUCUGUUCGCUUACCUCGAGAACCCUAAGAAGUACAUUCCCGGCACCAAGAUGGCCUUUGGCGGUCUCAAGAAAGCCAAGGACCGCAACGAUCUGAUCACCUACCUUAAAGAAGAAACCAAAUAA